AAUCACGCCGAGCCCCAUGUUGUGCUCCACUCUAGAAAGCCACGUACUGAGUCCAUACAAUCUAAUAUAAAACUAAGCACACCAAAUAACGCCCUUCAGGAUGUUCAAUGAAAAGGACACAGUUUGAUUUUUCUGGGUCUCAAUCCUAGCGUACCACCAGAAGGUCUCUCUCUCUCUCUCUCUCUUCUAUAAUUUCAACGUCUCCCUUCGAAUUUUCUUAUUCUCCAAACCCUAACUCAAUACCACCACCCACCAUAUUUUGCAAUUACUCUCAUCCGCAAUAAACAAAGUAUAACAGAGUGGGAAACGGAGGUUCCAACUUUCCCAAUAUAGGCUCUAGGGCUUUUCUUUGGGUCUUAAUUCGGCUUUGAUUUUCUGAGUUGGGGGUUUUCAAUCUCAUGCAAAUUUCGCGCCUUGCGCUCAAUUUCUAACUCUUUUCUAUCUUUUCGAAAAUGGUCUUUCCUAUUUCCGACGAAUUGUUGGGCACUUUUGCCCCAAUCGUGGUGUAUUGGGUGUAUUCUGGGAUAUAUAUUUUGUUGGGGUCCUUUGAGAAUUACCGUUUGCACUCGAAGAAAGACGAGGACGAGAAGAACUUGGUGUCCAAGGGCACUGUGGUCAAAGGGGUCCUUCUACAACAAACUAUUCAGGCUAUAGUCUCAAUCGUAUUGUUCACGGUGACGGGAAAUGAUGGCGGGGCUGCUACAGGUUCAGAGUCUUCCUUACUCGUUUUAGCUAGACAGUUCAUAACUGCUAUGCUGGUCAUGGAUACUUGGCAAUACUUUAUGCACAGAUACAUGCAUCACAGCAAGUUCUUGUACAAGCAUAUCCAUUCUCAACAUCACCGUCUUGUUGUACCCUAUGCAUUUGGGGCUCUGUACAAUCAUCCCUUGGAGGGGCUUCUCCUUGACACAAUUGGUGGGGUUUUGUCUUUUCUUCUUUCUGGCAUAACUCCUCGAGCCUCCAUCUUGUUCUUCUCCUUCGCCACCAUCAAAACAGUGGAUGACCAUUGUGGGUUAUGGCUUCCCGGAAAUCUCUUCCACGUGUUCUUCCAAAAUAAUACUGCUUAUCAUGAUGUCCAUCAUCAGCUUUAUGGCAGCAAGUACAACUUCUCGCAACCAUUCUUCGUUAUGUGGGAUAGAAUUCUUGGAACCCAUAUGCCUUACUCGUUAGAGAAGAGAACAGGUGGGGGCUUUGAAGCACGGCCUACAAAAGACUGCAAGGAUGAUUGAUUGUUGAGUGAUGAACAUUUAUCGUUGUACGAGUAUUAUUUUUCCCCCCCUAAAGAGCCACACUGCCCAGUCGAGUUGUAUAUACACAAAUUGUUGUGCAUUAUACUUCUAUUUGUUUUUUUGUUAAUAUAAGUUCUUAAAACUUUAUUGUGAAUUUGAGAACUUAUUUAUCCAGAUAAAGAUUUGACACUUUUUGAGUGGUUUCAUUCCA
This is a messenger RNA of Alnus glutinosa, 1440 nucleotides long. RefSeq names its product sphinganine C4-monooxygenase 1-like. The coding region runs from base 453 to 1229 and encodes 258 amino acids. NCBI's taxonomy places the organism in Eukaryota, Viridiplantae, Streptophyta, Magnoliopsida, Fagales, Betulaceae. Gene Ontology annotation, molecular function: oxidoreductase activity; iron ion binding. The record is from RefSeq and is a predicted model, not a curated record. The transcript is spliced from 2 exons. Gene Ontology annotation, biological process: lipid biosynthetic process.